Molecule: messenger RNA, 816 nt
Organism: Aspergillus sclerotioniger CBS 115572
Lineage: Eukaryota; Fungi; Ascomycota; Eurotiomycetes; Eurotiales; Aspergillaceae
Exons: 4
Source: RefSeq, a predicted model, not a curated record
AUCUGGGCCACACGCCUUCUCUACGUCCUUGGCCUAGGCUUCAUCAAGCUGUCCCUUCUUUGGUUUUAUCUACGACUUGAAGCACGGCGGUACAUGCAGUGGCUUGUUUACACCGUCAUCUUUAUUGUCCUAGGGGUGUCAAUCUCGAGCUUCUUCGUUGACACGCUGUCUUGUGUGCCGACCUCCAAAUUCUGGGAUCCCACCAAAUCCGGUCACUGUAUGUCGUCUACGUCCCAGCAGAAGUUUUACGAGGUCAACGGCGUCCUUGUCAUUGCCAUGGAUAUUCUGAUAUGGUCCGUCCCAAUUCCGAUGCUAUGGCGUGUUCGUAUCUCUCUACUUGCCGUUCUCGGAGUCUUCAGUGUCGGCCUCUUAUCCAUAGCCGCAGCCUGUGUGCGGUACAACACUGUCCUACAGCUAGCAAACAAUCCAGACGAGAGCUACGUUCUCGCUGCCUCGCUCAACUGGUGCGGCAUCGAGGCCUACGUUGCUGUGUUUUGUGGCUCCACGCCAUCCCUCUAUGUCUUCGCAAAGCGCUAUCUCCCUCAAUUCCUGGACUCCUCCUAUGCACAGAAAUCUCAAAGUGCCUACCCCGGACAGAGCAACUCGAAGAGAUUUAGUGUGCCAUUCCGUGCAGCGUCUCGCCCUCGCCUGAGUGAAAGUCGGCUAGGUGAAAGCCAGGAUGCACUAAACGACAACGAAGGCAUCAUGCUCAAGACCGAUAUCCAUUGGGAGGUCACAGAUGCGGAUGCAGAAGCGAAUGUGGAUACAGAAGCGAAUGUGGAUGCAGAUGGCAGGAUCAAUCCUCGUCAUGCAUAA